AUGGAGUUCGUCGCCCCUCCUCCAGUCCACCGAGUGCUCUGCGCAGAUUGCGGUACACCCAUUGUCCCGAACUCUGCAAAUCUCUGUGUGGCAUGCUUGAGAAACUCCGUUGAUAUAACAGAAGGGAUUCCAAAGCAAGCAUCGGUUUCAUAUUGCCGCAAUUGCGAGCGGUUCCUCUCACCCCCCUCGACAUGGGCAAUCGUGCAACCCGAAUCGCAAGAACUCCUCGCCAUCUGCCUGCGCAAACUCAAGGGCCUUAACAGAGUCCGCCUCACCGAGGCGCAUUUCAUUUGGACCGAGCCGCACUCGAAGCGCCUUCGCGUCUCCCUUACGAUCCAGAAGGAGGUCCUCACCGCCACCAUCCUCGAACAAGUCUUCGAGAUCGAGUAUCUCGUGCAGUAUGGUCAGUGUCCAGACUGUACCAAGCUCGCCGCGAAGAACACCUGGAAAGCACUGGUGCAAGUGCGCCAAAAGGUCCCGCACAAGCGUACUUUCCUGUUCCUCGAGCAGCUCAUCCUCAAACACGGCGCACAAAAAGACACAAUUUCGGUCAAGGAGGUCAAGGAUGGGCUGGACUUUUUCUACAGCCAGCGGAGUCAUGCGCUGAAGAUGGUAGAGUUUCUCAAUGGGGUUGUGCCAAUACGGUCAAAAUCUUCAGAACAGCUGCUCUCGACAGACACCCACACGAACACCGCCAAUUUCAAGUACACUUACUCUGUGGAAAUCAUCCCCGUCUGCAAGGAGGAUCUCGUCUGCAUCCCCCAAAAGCUCGCCCGAUCACUGAGCAACAUCUCCCCACUCACCAUAUGCUCGCGCGUCGGUAACUCCAUUCAUCUCCUCGAUCCCGCCACCCUCCAAGUCGCCGAGGUCAGCUCACCUGUCUACUGGCGCACGCCGUUCGACUCGCUCGCGACAGUGACCGACCUCGUCGAGUUCACCGUCCUCGACGUCGAGCCGUCAGGCUCGGUACGCGGCAAGUGGGUGCUCGCGGACGCCCAGGUCGCGCUCUCGGGCGCGUUCCGGUCCUCGCACGACGACGACGCCAUGGACGAGGACCCGGCGUCCUCGUCGCAGAUCUUCCACACGCGCACGCACCUCGGCGGGAUCCUGCAGCCGGGCGACGCCGCGCUGGGCUUCUUCCUCAGCAACGCGAACUUCAACUCGGACGCGUUCGCCGCGCUGCCCGCGCACCGCAUUCCGGACGUCGUGCUCGUGAAGAAGGCGUACCCGAACCGGCGCAAGAAGGCGCGCGCGCGGCAGUGGAAGCUGCGCAGCAUCGCGAAGGAGGCGGGCGAGGAGGGCGAGACGGGCGCGGCGCGCGGCGUCGUGGGGCGCAUGGGCGGGCGCGACCAGCGCAAGGUGGAGGAGGACUACGAGCUGUUCCUGCGCGAGCUGGAGGAGGACGAGGAGAUGCGCGGCGCGGUGAAUUUGUACCGGGCGAGGGUGGACAGGCCGGGCGCGGGCUCUGGGCUGGCGGGCGGGAAGACGCGGAAGAAGACGCAGUUCGCCAUGGACGUGGACGAGGGCGCAGGCGCGGCAGAUCCCGCUGUGGUUUCUACUUCUCCCGCGGACGAAGAGAAAGAGGAGGACGAGCCGGACUUCCCGGAUGUCAAGCUGGACGAGCUGUUAGAAGACUUUGACGAGAUGACGCUCGGGGAUGAUGCGUAAUUUUAUGGCCUGCAUUUAUCCCACCAUCUACACCGUAUCUUGUUGUUCACGCUGUGUGAGGUACACGCAUAUACGUGCACUGGGGUAUCAAAUUCGCGGAAAUCAAAAUGGGCGUAGCUCAUGCGAUCGUUGUCAAACCGCGACUAUUGUCAGGGAUGUGUCGCUCAGUUGCUCAUGAAAGAUGAAGACCACACCUUUCAAGGCUCGCUGCAGUCCGCAGGCACUGCGUUCCAAUCGAGGCGCCUAGGCUACCAAGUACCUUUCUCGAUAAUGAACCUUGACCGGCGCUAUGGCUGGAAGCAGGAGUCCUUCUUCUUGGCCGCACUAACAUUCACCCUCGUCAUGUGCUCUAUGGAUAGUGUUACGACUGCAAAUAGCCAUCUUUGAAUACAGCAGUGUGGUCCUGUA
Molecule: messenger RNA, 2076 nt
Organism: Postia placenta MAD-698-R-SB12
Lineage: Eukaryota; Fungi; Basidiomycota; Agaricomycetes; Polyporales; Adustoporiaceae
Exons: 4
Coding region: 1-1668 (555 amino acids)
Biological process (GO): ribosomal large subunit export from nucleus
Cellular component (GO): nucleus; cytoplasm
Molecular function (GO): ribosomal large subunit binding
Source: RefSeq, a predicted model, not a curated record